This is a messenger RNA of Prunus mume (Japanese apricot), 1865 nucleotides long. RefSeq names its product bZIP transcription factor family protein (gene PAN). The record is from RefSeq and is a predicted model, not a curated record. Gene Ontology annotation, molecular function: DNA-binding transcription factor activity; sequence-specific DNA binding. Lineage: Eukaryota; Viridiplantae; Streptophyta; Magnoliopsida; Rosales; Rosaceae. Gene Ontology annotation, biological process: DNA-templated transcription; regulation of DNA-templated transcription.
CUAUCCUCUUCUUAAAGGAGAAAUAGGUAGGAAGGAACACCAAGUCACUUAAAAAAAUGCAGAGCUUCAAAGCAGCUUCAACAAACCCAGAAUUGUAUUCCCACUCUUCCUUCUAUUUCAGAGGAGACGACACUAACCGAAACCAAACGCGUUUUACGGAUCUUGGAGAGCUUGAACAGUCCGCUACUGUCUUCCCUCACGAUGAUGCUGUUGAUUUAAUCCCAAGCUCAAUGUUCAGUUUGAAAGCAAACAAUGUUGCUGUUGUACCUAAUAACUUGCACUAUGGGGCCUUGAACACGAGCACUGGGUGUUUGGACAUAGGCUCAACAAUAACCGGGACAGGAGGAGGCUGUGUAGAGACAGGGCAUCACCAAUACAUGUACCACCAGCAGAAAGGGACGACGUCGUCGGGAAACGGACACUUUGAGAAUUGGGGUGAUUCAGCCAUGGCUGACAACAGCCAGCAGACUGAUGAUACCUCCACAGACGUUGACACCGAUGAUAAAACCCAACUUCAUGGAGUUCCGCAUGGAGCACUAACAGUAGUGGAUUCAAUGGAACAGCCCAGGGAAAGAAGUGGAGAUCAAAAGACACUGCGUAGGCUGGCCCAGAAUCGAGAAGCAGCAAGGAAGAGUCGUCUAAGGAAGAAAGCAUAUGUCCAGCAGCUGGAAAAUAGUCGACUUAGGCUUUCACAACUAGAGCAAGAGCUUCAGCGAGCACGGCAGCAGGGUAUGUUUAUUGCAACUGGACUUUCUGGGGAUAAUGGUCAUUCAAUGUCAGGAAAUGGGGCCUUAGCAUUUGACUUGGAGUAUGCGCGCUGGCUUGACGAACAUCAACGACUGAUACAUGAUAUGCGAUCAGCUGUGAAUUCCCAUACGGGUGAUAACGAAUUGCGGAUCCUUGUUGAUAGCGUAAUGACCCAUUAUGAUGAAAUAUUCAGGUUAAAGAGCACUGCUGCAAAGACUGAUGUAUUUCACAUGCUUUCUGGCAUGUGGAAAACACCUGCAGAGAGGUGCUUUAUGUGGUUGGGUGGAUUCCGUUCGUCUGAACUUCUCAAGAUACUUGGGAACCAGCUUGAACCUUUGACAGAUCAACAGUUGAUGGGCAUAUGUAAUCUGCAGCAAUCCUCCCAACAGGCUGAAGAUGCCUUGUCACAAGGGAUGGAAGCUUUGCAACAAUCUCUUGUAGACACACUUUCCUCAGGUACUCAUGGACCUACUGGUUCUGGCAAUGUUGCAGACUACAUGGGCCAAAUGGCAAUUGCUAUGGGCAAGCUUGCCACACUUGAGAACUUCCUUCACCAGGCUGACCUUUUGAGACAGCAAACACUACAACAAAUGCAUCGUAUUCUGACCACUCGUCAAGCAGCUCGUGCCCUCCUCGUCAUCAGUGACUACUUCUCUCGUCUCCGAGCACUCAGUUCAUUAUGGUUGGCACGUCCUAGGGAUUAAUGUUUUUUCGCUUUCACCUCGACCCGGCCUAAAGUAGAAGAAGAAAAAAGAAUUUGCUAUUGCCCCACUAUUAGUAAACCAGCUGUAGUGCUGAGACCACGAAGAUGGUUAAUUAUGAAAAUGCAGAUUCAGCUUUGAGGCCCCAUUUUUCUUAUGAUGCUUUUCUUUUAUCAGUCACAGGUUAGGCCCUGCAUCUUGGCCUAUAGAAACGUCAGUGAUCCACUUAAUGAAAGCCUAGUGGCCGUUCUCAAACAUGUAAUUAAGUUAAAUAUAUGCCCUCUUGCUCUUGGGCAUGGAAAUGUGUACUUAUUUUCACACUAAAUGUGCUAAUACUAAUCCUAUCAGAUAGCCAGGGGACUGAAAGCAUUGGUGGAUACCAAAUUCUUAGAUAAAUCUUAGGCCCCGUUUGGUUCA